CCCAUACUCACGAAAAAAUACCCACACACACACACAGACAAGGAGAGAGGCACACACUGGUGUAAUUAAGAGGCCAUUGUUAUUUCGCUGACAAAAGUGAAAGAUGCCAUGAUGGAUAACGUCUAUGUUGUUGUUUUUGUCGCCUCCUUUUCGGCUUCGUCCUUUGCCUGUUGACACUUCAAAGUGCGACUGUAUGGAUAGACCCCUUUAUUUUUAGCAGUGCACACUUGUGGCCAGUUAAGCAGCCAGACUGACGCAUUGUUGUGGUCAUAAGUCAGCGUGUGGACAAAAAACCUGUGCACUGAGUUGAAAAUCUUAAAGAUAAAUAAAGACUAGAGGACUUUUCAAAGAGGAAGCCUGAACUUUGACCCCAAAACCGGCAACCGCAAAAGGCGGCAAACAAGCCAAAGCCAAAGACGAAGACGAAGACGAGGAGAGAAAGUCGGCGAGAAGAUGAUGAGCAGAACAGGACGAUUAUGACGCUGCCGGCGCCCAGCGAAGCGCGACUGAUGAAGCCCACUUAGAGGUGUCCCUGCUCCUUGGUCCUGCUCCUUGGUCCUCCUCCUCCUCCUCCUCCUCCUCCUCCUCCGCCGCCGCCACCCCAGCAGCAGCUUCCCUUUGGCUUUUCCUGCUCAUUUUCCAUUUCCCUGCUCCUCUUCGCAUGGACAGUGGUCAGCAGUCCUUGGCAACAUUUGCCGUUGACAGAGUGCUGGAACACGAAGAUGGAAAGCGGAGAGUGCAAAAAGGAAAAAUAUGAUUCAGGAGUUCGCCUGGUGGAAUACCUCGUACUAGUUUUCAUCUCUCGAUGCUCGAAACCGAAAUGAGACAUGACUUAUACAUAGCACUCACCACUUUCAGCUACUCCCUUAGAAGCAUUGUGGCAUUUGGAGAUUCCAAUAUACCCCUGUGCUUGCCAGCUACCGAGUGAAAAAAUCAAGGAGCAGCAGCUGUGUGAGUCAGUGGAUACGUGUGUUGGGCUACUUGGGGUCGUCUGGACAAACAUUACCCAUCGUCGGACACCACCGGACAUGACCAAAUGAAAAUGUGUAAGGCUGCCCCUGGCGAAGUCGUCGUCGUCGCCUCCGCCGCACAAUUAUUACUUCAACUUUUCAUUUGGUUCUCUCUAUCUUUCUCACUCUGCGGGUUUUUCUGGAGUCUGGAGGUGCUGCAGGAAACCAGGAUGGCCGGAUGGUCGGAUGGAAGGAUACUCCUGGCCACGGCUUGUAAUUUCGCUUCCUGCGUCUCAUUUUUCAUAUUUCAGCGCUUUGAGUGCCAUUUGGCAAACUGCACAACUGGAAACGGCAAAUGGCAGAAGGCAAAAGGCGACUGGCCAACAAGGGGGAAGGAUUGGCAUGGGUGAGUGUGGGACAUGUCCUUGUGCCAACAGACAAACCUCAAAGUGGAUUCUCGAAGGGAUUCUGCUAGCUAAAGAUGUUGACCACCAGGGUUACUUCUCUACAGAAGGGUAUUUGUCAUUCGGAUCACUUUAUUCAAGGUAUUUAAUGCUCCCAUUCUGA
This is a messenger RNA of Drosophila teissieri, 1517 nucleotides long. RefSeq lists its product as uncharacterized. NCBI's taxonomy places the organism in Eukaryota, Metazoa, Arthropoda, Insecta, Diptera, Drosophilidae. The record is from RefSeq and is a predicted model, not a curated record. Bases 1197 to 1517 code for a protein of 106 amino acids. The transcript has 3 exons.